Pieris napi is the source of this 813-nucleotide messenger RNA. RefSeq names its product lysozyme-like. The record is from RefSeq and is a predicted model, not a curated record. The transcript has 4 exons. Gene Ontology annotation, molecular function: lysozyme activity. The coding region runs from base 83 to 544 and encodes 153 amino acids. Lineage: Eukaryota; Metazoa; Arthropoda; Insecta; Lepidoptera; Pieridae.
AAGAUGGCCAAAGGCCACAUUCAAUGUCAGUGUGGAUAAGUGCGCGUGAGCAUCCGACGUAUAGUUAUUAAAUAUUAAUAAAAUGGCUUCAGCAAUUAUUAAGUUCAGUGCCUUGUUCAUGAUUCUUGGCUUCUGCUCGGCCGAUAUUGGUGAGAGUCCAGUAACAGAAGUAUGCUUAGGAUGCAUAUGUCAGGCUGUGUCAGGGUGUAAGGAAGGCACACUUUGCGAUGGUGACGCGUGCGGUCUUUUCCGCAUAACGUGGGCAUACUGGGCUGAUGCUGGUAAACCAACUCUGCCUGGAGUAUCUCCCGACUCCACUGAUGCAUACUCUUCCUGCGCGAACAGUCCACAAUGCGCAGCUCUGACAGUACAAAACUACAUGAGAAGAUUUGGACAGGACUGUAACAACGAUGGUGUCGUCAAUUGCUACGACUACAUGGCGAUCCACAAACUUGGAGGCUACGGGUGCAAAGGCGAUCUUCCCUUCCAGUACGCUACCGUAUUCAACCAAUGUGUAGCGGCCGUUGCAGCUCAUCAAGGCUAAUUACGACCGUGAUUUGUAUAUAGGAGAUUGUGUGUGCAUUUGGAUUGACAGGAUUAAAGGUUCAUUACAUUCCCUACAAAUUUGUCAUGAAUAAAGAAAAUUGACAUAUCGUGUAACUCUGAUAGAGAAAAUUUUGUAAAUCUCGAAAUUGGAUGACAAAAUUAUGUUAAAUUAUGUUUUAUAAUUUAAAUGUAAGUUUCAGCUUCAUAAUCUUUAUGUUUAAGACCCCUUAAUAUAAACGUAUCAAUUAAAUUAUAUAUAAGAUUAAA